This is a messenger RNA of Penicilliopsis zonata CBS 506.65, 3519 nucleotides long. RefSeq lists its product as hypothetical. Gene Ontology annotation, cellular component: nucleus; cytoplasm. Gene Ontology annotation, biological process: protein import into nucleus. NCBI's taxonomy places the organism in Eukaryota, Fungi, Ascomycota, Eurotiomycetes, Eurotiales, Aspergillaceae. The transcript has 4 exons. Gene Ontology annotation, molecular function: nuclear import signal receptor activity; small GTPase binding. Bases 172 to 3435 code for a protein of 1087 amino acids. The record is from RefSeq and is a predicted model, not a curated record.
CCUCCCCUCCUCUCCCCUCCUCUCCUUUUGUGUGGCCUCUUUCUUCUUCUUGUUCUAUAUUUUUGUUCCUUUUUCUUGUGAUACCCUAGCUGUGCUUCAGCUGACACUCCUUGCUGAGUGUCUUGCUCCAGGCAGACCCAAUACUCAUCGUCCGAGCAACUUGCCAGGACCAUGGAUCAACAGAGAUUCCUGCAGCAGCUUCAGAUUGUCCUGAACCCUGCCCAGGGCGACGUCAAGGAGGCGACGGGCAUCCUCCAGAAAGAGUUCUACAGCCAGCCGCAGUCCCUGGUGCUGCUCAUCCAGGUCGCGACCGGGCAUGAGGACCCCAACCUUCGACAACUGGCGGCCGUGGAGGCCCGCAGCCAGGUGAGCAAGCACUGGGAGUCGGUGGCGGCGGAGCAGAAGCCGGCCAUCCGCGAGCAGCUGCUGCGCUCGGCGCUGGGCGAGGGCUCGUCGCUCGUCCGGCACUCGGUGGCCCGCAUCAUCUCGGCGAUUGCCAACCUGGACCUGGCCGACGGCGAGUGGGCGGACCUGCCCAACUUCCUCGUCCAGGCGGCCAACAGCGGCAACAAGGAGGAGCGCGCCGUGGGCAUCUACAUCCUGUUUGCCAUCCUCGAGACGCUCGGCGAAGGCUUCGAGGAGAAGUUCGCCGAUCUCUUCGCCCUCUUCGCCAAGACGAUCCGCGACCCGGAGAGCGAGGAGGUCCGGAUCAACACCCUGCUCGCCCUCAGCAAGCUCGCCAUGCACCUCGACUCCGAGGAGAACGAGGCCCCCGUCAAGGCCUUCCAGAACCUUGUCCCCUCCAUGGUCGCCGUCCUCAAGGAUGCCAUCGACAACAAGCAGGAGGAGCGUGUCAUGCAGGCCUUUGAGGUCUUCCAGACCCUCCUCGGCUGCGACCCGGCCCUGCUGACCCCCUACCUCAAGGAUCUCAUCGUCUUCAUGAACGAGAUCGCCGCCAACCAGGACCAGGACGAGGACACCCGCACCCAGGCCAUCAGCUUCCUCAUGCAGUGCGUCCAGUACCGCAAGCUCAAGAUCCAGGGCCUCGCCCUCGGCGAGCAGUUGACCCUCAGCGCCCUGCAGAUCGCCACCGAGCUCGGCGACACCCCCGCCGAUGACGACGAGAUCACCCCGGCCCGCUCCGCCCUCGGCCUGCUCGACAUGCUCUCCCAGAGCCUGCCCCCGAGCCACGUCGUUGUGCCCCUGCUGCGCAGCCUGGGCCAGUACUUCACCAACUCCGACCCCAAGUACCGCCGCGCCGGCAUCAUGGCCCUGGGCAUGUGCGUCGAGGGCGCCCCGGACUUCAUCAGCACCCAGAUGAAGGAGAUCUUCCCCAUGGUCCUGCAGCUCCUCGCCGACCCAGAGCCCAAGGUGCGCCAGGCCUCGCUGCACGCCGUCGCCCGCCUGGCCGACGAUCUCGCCGAGGAUCUCAGCCGCGAGCACGCCAAGCUCAUGCCCAUGCUCUUCCAGAACCUCGCCAGCGCCAUGCAGGAGUACAAGGGUGAGGAGGAGGGCCCCACCAUCGACAUCAUGAAGGCCGGCAUCAGCGCCAUCGACGCCGUCGUUGACGGCCUCGACGAGAAGGACGUCAUCCCCUACCAGACCGAGCUGGUCCCCAUCCUCCACAAGCUCUUCAAGCACCCGGAUUUCAAGAUCAAGGCCCUCGCCGCCGGUGCCCUGGGCUCCCUCGCCUCCUCCGCCGGCGACUCCUUCCUGCCCUUCUUCGAUGAGUCCAUGCACCUGCUGCAGGAGUUCGCCGCCGUCAAGGACAGCGAGGACGAGCUGGACCUGCGCGCCAGCGUCACCGACGCCAUGGGCGAGAUGGCCGCCGCCGCCGGCCCGGAGCGCUACCAGCCCUACGUCGAGCCCCUGAUGCGCGCCACCGAGGAGGCCCUGCACCUCGGCCACUCCCGCCUCAAGGAGAGCACCUACAUCUUCUGGGGCGCCAUGUCCAAGGUCUACGCCGAGCACUUUGCUCCCUUCCUCGACGGCGUCGUCAAGGGUCUCUUUGAAUGCAUCGACCAGGACGAGACCGAGCUCGAGGUGCCCCUGAGCGCCAAGGACCUCGUCGGCCAGGAGGUCAACAUCGGCGGCCGCAAGGUCAAGAUCGCCGACGCCGACGACGACGAGGAUGACGGCGAUAUCGAAGACGUCGACCUCGACGACGAGGACGCCUGGGAUGACAUCACCGCCACCACCCCUCUGUCUCUCGAGAAGGAGAUCGCCGUCGAGGUCAUCGGCGACCUGGUCACCCACACCAAGAGCGCCUUCCUGCCCCAUUUCGAAAAGACCAUCGAGGUUGUCAUGCCCCUGUGCGAGCACCCCUACGAGGGCGUCCGCAAGAGCACCAUCAGCACCCUGCACCGCUCCUACGCCAUGCUCUUCUCCAUCGCCGAGGAGACCGGCCAGAUGCCCAAGUGGAAGGCCGGUCUGCCCCUGCAGGUCCAGCCCGCCAAGGAGGUCAAGAAGUUUGGCGAGAUCCUCAUGACUGCCACCAUCAAGAUGUGGAAUGAAGAAGACGACCGUGCUACCGUCGCCGACAUCAACCGCAACAUGGCCGAGAACCUGCGCUACUGCGGCCCGGCUCUCAUUGCCGACGAGUCGGUGCUCCACAAUGUGAUCCAGACCGUCACCGAGAUUAUCACCAAGAAGCACGUCUGCCAGAUGGAGUUCGGUCCCGAGGAGGAGACGCUUGAGGCCGGCGACGAGACAUCCGAGUUUGACUGGGUCGUGGUGGAUACCGCGCUCGAUGUCGUCUCGGGUCUGGCCGCCGCCCUGGGCCCCAGCUUCGCCGAGCUGUGGAAGGUCUUCGAGAAGACCAUCCUGCGCUUCGCCAGCAGCAAUGAAGGCUUGGAGCGCGCCACGGCCGUGGGCGUGUUGGCCGAGUGCAUCAAUGGCAUGGGCGGUGCCGUCACCCCCUUCACGGGCGCCUUCCUCAAGCUGCUUGUCCACCGCCUGGGCGACGAAGACUCGCAGACCCGCUCCAACGCCGCCUACGCCGUCGGCCGCCUCGUCGAGCACACCAACGCCGCCGAGAUCGUCAAGGAGUACCCCACCAUCCUGCGCAAGCUCGAGACUUGCCUGCAGAUGGACGUCUCGCGCCUGCAGGACAACGCCACCGGCUGUCUCAGCCGCAUGAUCCUCAAGCACCGCGAGGCCAUCCCCGUCAAGGAGGUGCUGCCGGUUCUUGUUUCCAUCCUGCCUCUGAAGAACGACUACGAGGAGAACGACCCUCUCUACCGCAUGAUCUGCCAGAUGUACAAAUGGGAAGACGAGACUGUUCGCGAGCUCACCCCCCAGCUGCUCCCCAUCUUCCACUCGGUGCUGUCCGACGAGGACCAGCUCGAGGACGAGCGCCGCGCAGAGCUCAUCGAGUUGGUCAAGUGGCUCAACAAGAUGCAGCCCGGCGCGGCCCCGUGGGCGGAGCAGCUGUAGACGAGCUUAGUUGGAGAUUUUGGACAUACGAAUAGACGAUACCCUCCGACCUCCUUGGAAGGACUUUGAUGUGAUUUGACGUGU